Molecule: messenger RNA, 1845 nt
Organism: Cimex lectularius (bed bug)
Lineage: Eukaryota; Metazoa; Arthropoda; Insecta; Hemiptera; Cimicidae
Product: inactive peptidyl-prolyl cis-trans isomerase FKBP6-like
Exons: 8
Coding region: 475-1791 (438 amino acids)
Molecular function (GO): protein binding; peptidyl-prolyl cis-trans isomerase activity
Source: RefSeq, a predicted model, not a curated record
AUUGUCCUGUCAGACCCAUUUCAGUUUUCCAUCAUCAACAGACCCUCCACUGAAGAUAGUGAGAAGUUGGAACACUUUCGAUAGGUGUAGCCAAAGCAAUAGAUAGUCAGUCGUCAUAUUGUCAAUUCUCUUUUUGUGUGUAUUGAAGGUGAAUUUUCAGUGAAUAUUUAUUAGUAUGAAUAUUAUGGGUAUAUUGAGUACUCCAUAAACCAUCAAUUAGUGUGAGUGAGUUUAGAUUUAAUAGCAGAUACGUUGGAGGCUGAAAUGACCCUGUUAACAGCCCCUGGAGCCUAACUUCAGCAGUAGGACAGACCUCAGACCGUCUAAACACGUGUUUUGGUAUUUUUCCAUCUUCCGUUUUCCACAGAUAGAUUAAAUUAAUUUUUUUCUGUAUUGAAGUGUUUUAAUUGAAACCAUGACAAACCAGCCAGAAUAGACAAUCAGGGAUCAAUACUGUUAAUCACAUUUGAUUUGAUGGCUGGAACUGAAUUCACUUUAAACGCUAACGAAGAGGAAGACAGUGAGGAAUGUCGCAUGGAAAAAUGCUUUGAAUAUAAUGAAUUCGCUCCAUACAUCAAUUUAGAUUGCAUCCAAGUAGAUUCGCAAGGAGGGAACAAAUCACCUUUUGAAAUUUUAAGCCAACAAAUGACAAACGUGACCGAUGAUGGGAAAGUUAAAAAGAAGAUUCUAAGGCAGGGUACUGUCCAGCUGCCACCUAAUGCCGCUGUUUAUAUUCAGUAUAAUUCUUACCUUGAAUUAGAAGAGGUUCCUUUUGAUUCGAGUUAUUUGCGCUCGAAGCAUCCUUUCAGGCUUCAAUUAGGCUUACAGGUGGUUUAUGAAGGCUUUGAACUGAGUAUUUGUACGAUGAAAAAGGGUGAAAAAUCUCAGUUUUUAAUUGAUCAUACUUACGCAUUUGGAAAAAUGGGAGCUCCACCUAGGAUUCCACCAUGUGCAACUAUACUGGUUGAAAUUGAGCUGAUUAAUUUUGUAGACUGCGGCAAUGUCUAUGUCGAUGAAAAUUUGUCGAUCAAUGAAAAGAGCAAGUUUGAACAUGCGUAUUCAAAAGCAAAAUCUUACCAUGCUCUUGGAAAUGAUUAUUUCUCUAAUAAAAAUUUCAACGCUGCAGUUGAAAAUUAUAAAAAAGCCGAAAGAUUACUUAUUAACUGCAAAAUGAGCUCUGAUGAUGAAGAAAAUCGUCAGAGCCAUUUGUUACUGAAGCUCUAUGUCAAUCUUAUGGUAUGUUAUAAUACACCAAAAAUAAACAUACCUGAAAAAGUGUGCAUCUGUGCAAGAGAAGCAUUUCAAUCUGCACCCAAGGAGGCUUCAAAAAAUGCCAAACUCUUUUUUAACUUGGGCAAGGCUCAAAUGUCCCUGCAAGAAUUCAACAAAGCCACAAAGAGUUUUAAAAAAGCGUUAGGCCUUGCGCCAAACUGUAAAGAAAUAAAUGAUUCGUUGUUAAUUUUAGAAGAAAAACAAAAGAAAUAUUACCAAUUUGAAAAAAUAUCUUAUAAAAAAGCCCUCGGACUUGAAAAAAGCGUUGAAAAUACUGAGAAAGAACCUGAUAAAAAAGAAAUGUGUGAAGUCAAAGACGAGUCUGUUGAGCCAGAAUUUGAAAAUUUGACACGAGAAGUGGUAAAGGAUUUUGUCAGAGGGCCUCAUUCCAAAAUGACUUUGCCCUCUGGUCUGACGUAUGCCGAAAGAGCAGUUUGUGAAUCAGUUGCUGCCGAACAUGGUUUGUCAGUUCAAGAUGAAAUCGUAGGUGGAAUCCAGGCACUCCACUUACUGAAAUAGUUCUUUAAAACAACCCAAUUUCAUUUAACAUGUUUUGGAACGUUUACUAUUUUU